AUGUCCCAGACCCCCACAAGAAUAACUAGCCCCUAUGGCUCUGAUAGGUUGGUGCAGUUAGCCGCGAGGCUUCGGCCAGCACUGUGUGACACCCUGAUCACUGUAGGGGGCCUGGAGUUCCCUGCUCACAGUCUGGUGCUGGCAGGAGCAAGCCCAAGGCUGGGUUGCAGGGGCCGGUGGGCUCUGGUUGAAGGCAUCAGCCCAUCUACCUUUGCUCAGCUUCUGACCUUUGUUUAUGGAGAGAGUGUAGAGCUACAGCCUGGGGAGCUGGGGAACCUGGAAGAGGCAGCCAGAGCCUUGGGGGUGCAGGCCCUGGAAGAGGCAUGCAAGCAAGCUCAAAAGCAUAAGAAUGAAGACAAGCUGGAUCCAGGACGGAAAAGGCACCAUAAUUCAGAAGAACUCAUGAGGAGUUCUGAGAGAGGACUGGGGGGCCCUGAAGAGAAACAAACACCAGAGAAGGAUUUUGGAAGUCAUGAGGGAGGACAGGAGACCGUACACAAGCACAAAGCCCCCGAAGAGAGCCUGGAGAUGGCAGCGGUAACUAGGAAGAGGAGUUCAGAGGAGGCCCUCAGUCCUGCCUCGGUGGGCUCUGGGGGAGCAGAGAGGAAGCAAGGAGAGGCCAUGCGAGGUUUAGAGAGCCCUGAGGGCUCUGAGGAGUGUCUUCGUGGGUGCUCUGGUCCCCUUUCCUCACCAGGUUCCCUCCUAACCAGCCUCAUUCCCAGGCCCUGUUGGGCUGAGGCCCCUUGGUUGGGGCAGGGCCAACCUGCCCUGUGGAGCAUCUUCCUGUGGCCGCCCAGAUAUGGCGUUCCCUUCUCCCUUAGCACCCCCAUCACUGCAGCCUGGCAGGUCUGGCCUCAAGACCAGAGGAUCCCACUGACCUUGAACCACUCCAAAGGUCUUUGGAGUCAGAAUUGGCAGCCCUCCUCCAGCCCCACUCCAGGAUCCUUUCCCCAGGGCCCUGAACAACUCAGCCCUUGGGAGAUAGAAGAGUCUGGGCAAGGGUACACAGGCCCACUGGCAACCUGUGUGGGUCAAGAACGCACACCGCGCUGCCCGUCUCACCAGCACCCUCAUUUACCCCUUCCGGCUCGCUCUCGGCCCUAUUCUUGCUCUGUCUGUGGAAAAAGGUUUUCACUCAAGCAUCAGAUGGAGACGCAUUACCGAGUCCACACAGGAGAGAAGCCCUUCUCCUGUAGCCUCUGUCCUCAGCGCUGCCGGGAUUUCUCUGCCAUGACCAAGCACCUGAGGACACAUGGGGCUGCUCCCUAUCGCUGCCCUCUGUGCAGGGUUGGCUGCCCCAGCCUGGCUUCCAUGCAGGCGCACAUGCGUGGCCACUCGCCCAGCCAGCUGCCGCCUGGAUGGACCAUACGCUCCACCUUCCUCUACUCUUCCUCGAGGCCGAGUCGGACCUCAAUCUCUCCCGGGAGUCCUACCUCCUCCUCUGGCACCUGACCGGGUAUUGGUAGCUUCUCUGGCUUGAUAAGUGUCCAACCAAAGAAUGAAAGGCGAGCCCUGUCUCUAUUGCCACCUGGCUAAUUUGUCCCGCAGAAGUGCUGCGGGACAGGAACCAAGAACCCUCUCUGGAUGCGCGUGGGUUGCAGAAGUCUCGGCCGACUGGAGAGUCCGAGUUAAAGACAUAUUUUAGUUGGUUGGAAUGAAGACUAACUGGGGACUAUCAAUUUCAUCACUAUAAUAAAGAGUU
This is a messenger RNA of Microtus oregoni (creeping vole), 1702 nucleotides long. RefSeq names its product zinc finger and BTB domain containing 32 (gene Zbtb32). The record is from RefSeq and is a predicted model, not a curated record. Gene Ontology annotation, cellular component: nucleus. Lineage: Eukaryota; Metazoa; Chordata; Mammalia; Rodentia; Cricetidae. The coding region runs from base 1 to 1452 and encodes 483 amino acids. The transcript is spliced from 5 exons. Gene Ontology annotation, molecular function: DNA-binding transcription factor activity, RNA polymerase II-specific; protein binding; RNA polymerase II cis-regulatory region sequence-specific DNA binding. Gene Ontology annotation, biological process: regulation of transcription by RNA polymerase II.